Molecule: messenger RNA, 2373 nt
Organism: Penicillium samsonianum
Lineage: Eukaryota; Fungi; Ascomycota; Eurotiomycetes; Eurotiales; Aspergillaceae
Product: snoRNA-splicing protein PRP40
Exons: 4
Coding region: 1-2373 (790 amino acids)
Biological process (GO): mRNA cis splicing, via spliceosome
Cellular component (GO): U2-type prespliceosome; U1 snRNP
Molecular function (GO): protein binding; RNA binding
Source: RefSeq, a predicted model, not a curated record
AUGGAUCCAAGCAGCAACCCAGGCUCUGCCCUAUGGCAGCAGGCGCAAAAUGCUGAAGGGCGCGUUUAUUAUUACAAUCUCCAGACCAAAGCCACACAAUGGACCAAGCCUCAAGAGUUGAUGACUCCGGUUGAGCUUGCUCUUUCAAAGCAACCAUGGAAGGAACACACGACAGAUGCUGGGCGCAAGUACUGGUACCACACAGAAAGCAAGCAGAGCACAUGGGAAAUGCCUGAAGUUUACAAAGAUGCGCUUGCACAGGCGCCCGCCCCCCAGGCACCUCCCGCUGCCCCUUCCUUUGUGGCCGGCGGGACGUCUUUCUCGCAACCCCAGCAACGUGACCGUGAAGACUUUGACCGAGGUGAUCGAGGUGACCGCGGUGACCGGGGAUACGGCGACCGUCGCGGUGGAUACGGGUCAUAUGAAACGAACGGCAUGGUUGCUGCUCCGGAAUACAAGUCCCAGACGGAUCCCGACUAUCAUUCUCUUGAGGAGGCGGAGAGCGCCUUCAUGAAGCUGCUCAAACGCCACAACGUGCAGCCCGAUUGGACUUGGGAAGAAACAAUGCGCGCUACGAUCAAGGACCCGCAAUACCGGGCUCUUAAGGACCCGCGAGACCGCAAGGCAGCAUUCGAGAAAUACGUGGUCGAGGUUCGCAUGCAGGAAAAGGACCGGGCGAAAGAACGAUUUGCCAAGCUUCGCGCAGAUUUCAACACUAUGCUGAAGCGACACCCUGAAAUCAAAUACUACAGUCGCUGGAAGACGAUUCGUCCGAUCAUUGAGGGGGAGACCACAUUCAGGUCUACCAACGAGGAAGAUGAGAGACGCCAGCUUUUCGAAGAGUACAUCCUUGAACUCAAGAAGGCUCACGUCGAGCAAGAAUCUCUCACGCACAAGGCCGCUAUGGAUGAGCUGAUGAACAUUCUGGGCUCACUCAACCUGGAGCCAUACACGCGUUGGUCUGAGGCUCAUGCUAUCAUUCAGUCUGACACCAAGUUCCAGGGCGAUGAUAAGUUCAAAAGUCUGAGCAAGUCUGACAUUCUGACUGCCUUCGAAAAUCAUAUCAAGUCCCUGGAGCGGGCUUUCAACGAUGCUCGCCAGCAACACAAGGCAGCAAGAGCCAGAAAAGAGCGUAAGAACCGAGAGCAGUUUGUGGCCCUCCUUAAGGAGCUCCGAUCCCAAGGUAAGAUCAAGGCGGGCGCCAAGUGGAUGAAUAUCUGCCCGAUCAUUAAGGAUGACCCCAGAUACCAUGGCAUCCUGGGCCAGCCUGGUUCGACCCCUCUCGAUUUGUUCUGGGAUAUGGUGGAAGAAGAAGAGCGGGCUUUGCGUGGACCUCGGAACGACGUGCUCGAUGUUCUGGAUGACAAACGAUAUGAAGUUACGACUGAAACGACAUUUGAUGAAUUCAAUUCUAUCAUGUCCGCCGACCGCCGUACCUCCAAGAUCGACCCUGAGAUUCUCAACCUCAUUUUCCAGCGUAUCCAAGAAAAGGCAAUCCGACGCACGGAGGAUGAGAAGCAUGCCGCCGAUCGUCAACAGCGCCGUGCCGUGGACGCACUGCGUUCUCGUAUCAAGCACCUAGAGCCACCUGUCCGGGUCACCGACACCUGGGCUGAAGUUCAACCUCGCCUUGAGAAAUAUGACGAAUACAAGGCCCUCGAGUCCGAUGAGCUUCGGGAGUCUGCAUUUGAAAAAGCAAUUCGCCGCUUGAAAGAACGAGACGAGGAUGCAGAGAGGGAUCGCGAAGCACACUCUCAAAGCCGUGGGGCUCGGCGGGAUUACGACCGUGGUGAUCGUGAAUACCGCAGUGGGCGAGGAGAACGACGAGGACCCAGCGGCCAGGCCCGCACCCCGGAAAUGGAUGCAUACGAAGCAGACCGUCGCAAGGCACAGGCCGACCGCGAACGGACCUACCGCAAGGUCAGCGGUAUUUCCCCAUCUCGUGACCGUCGCGAUGAGCGUGGAGACCGUUACCGUAGCCGGGACCGUGACUUUGACCGUCCCCGCACUAGAGACCCAGACCGACGUGAAGACGAGCGCGAGCGCCUGUACCGCACUCGUGGUGAUCCCCGUGGAGGUCGUGAUGAGCUUGAUUAUGGUGGUGGCACUGGUGGUGGUGGUGGUGGUGGUGUUGACACUCGCAGUGUGGCCAGUGGUGACCGCCGACGUCGACGUGACAGUGAUACCGAGAGCGUGGCUAGCCGUUCUGCCAAGCGGUACCGACGUGAUAGCCGUGAGCGAGAGCGCAGCAAGGGCCCAAGAGUCCCCCGACGGGAACGCUCUGCUAUUCCGGAAGAAGAAACGGAGGACGCAAAGAAGGACGAGAAGGCCAUUCACUCUGGCAGCGAGGAAGGAGAGAUUGAAGAGGAGUAG